This is a messenger RNA of Musa acuminata AAA Group (dessert banana), 1216 nucleotides long. Its product is annotated as transcription factor MYB30-like. The transcript has 3 exons. The record is from RefSeq and is a predicted model, not a curated record. The coding region runs from base 195 to 995 and encodes 266 amino acids. NCBI's taxonomy places the organism in Eukaryota, Viridiplantae, Streptophyta, Magnoliopsida, Zingiberales, Musaceae.
CGACUACUUCCAGGAAGGUGCAGAAGUGGCAUUACUCUUUUCAAGUCGGCAUUGUGAUUCCACGUAUAAAUGCUCCUGCGAAGCCUUUGAAAGUGGGCGUGUGUGUGUGUGAGAAAGAAAGAGAGAGAGAGAGAGAGGAUAGGAGAGGAGGAGAAACAGGAAAGGAAGAGUGAGAAGAGGUGAAUCUACCCAGCAUGGUGAGAUCUCCUUGCUGUGAGAAGAUGGGUCUCAAGAAGGGGCCAUGGACAACGGAGGAAGACCAGAUCUUGGUAGCUUACAUCAAGAGGUACGGCCAUGCCAAUUGGCGAGCGCUGCCCAGACAAGCUGGGCUUUUGAGGUGCGGGAAGAGUUGCAGACUCCGGUGGAUGAACUACCUGCGGCCGGACAUCAAACGAGGAAACCUCACCAAGGAAGAGGAGGAGACCAUCAUCAGAUUGCAUGAGAGGCUUGGGAACAGGUGGUCCGCCAUUGCUGCCAGGCUACCAGGGAGAACAGACAAUGAGAUCAAGAACGUGUGGCACACCCACUUGAAGAAGCUCGCCGGCCCCAACAUGGCUUCCAAGGAAUCACAGAGGAAGACGCCAGAUCGUUCCAUGGUGAAGAAGAAGAAGAAGGUAUCCCUGGACACGGUUCGCGAUACUGCAAGGCUUGUGUCGGUGUCACCAGAACAGUCAGACAGCGACUUCUCGUCCUGUGCCACUGAUUCAUCAACGGCAUCAGCAGAGAUCGGUGACAGUACUGUGGGCGUCAAAGAGGAAAGCUGUCCCGCGGAAGACUUGCAAGAGAUCGAUGAGAGGUUUUGGCUGGAGACGCUGUCGGUGGACGACUCCGCAGCGUCCAUGGACAUCACGAGCCUAGAAAUCCCUCCUCCUCCUCCUCCUCCUGCAGUCACUGACCACUUCAACUUGCUCACCUCAUCCAACGGUGACGACAUGGAUUUUUGGAUGGAGGUCUUCAUGAGAUCUGGAGAUUUGCAGGAACUGUCACAGAUCUAAUACAAACAUGGUCCUUUAAGAAUUCUUUUAUAGAAUAUUUUUGUGGCCUUGAGUCGAUCCAUUCAAGAUACAAGUACCACACCAUCAAGCUUCAAUUGUGGAAGACAGAGAGAGGACAAAGCAAAGCUUGAUCCUUCGGUUCCAAGGUGGAUGACAGCUUACUCUAACCAUGUCAAGCAUGAUUUGAUCAAGUAAAAACAGAUUAUUCGUGACAUUUUUAA